Hippopotamus amphibius kiboko is the source of this 2240-nucleotide messenger RNA. It is a transcript of the gene INTS15, whose product is annotated as integrator complex subunit 15. NCBI's taxonomy places the organism in Eukaryota, Metazoa, Chordata, Mammalia, Artiodactyla, Hippopotamidae. The record is from RefSeq and is a predicted model, not a curated record. Bases 275 to 1621 code for a protein of 448 amino acids. The transcript is spliced from 6 exons.
CGCCGCGCUCGGCCUCCGCCGCCGUUCGGCUCCGCGGCGGCCGGUUCCCAGGGCUCUUGGCGGCGCCGCAGUCGCGCACUUGGGGCGCCCGCUGGCCGCCAGCGGCGGCGGCGGCGGCCCCCUGAGCGGGCCCGAGCGGGUGGCGGGGGCGGGCGGCCGCCGCGGCCCAGGCGCGGGGUUGGCGGGUGGAGGCCGGGUCGCGGCCUCUUUGUCUCGGCCGCGGCGGGCGCGUCCGAGGGGCCCCGGGCGGAAGUCCCGGCGCCGCGGCCGCACCAUGAGCGACAUCCGCCACUCGCUGCUGCGCCGCGACGCGCUCAGCGCCGCCAAGGAGGUGCUGUAUCACUUGGACAUCUACUUCAGCAGCCAGCUGCAGAGCGCGCCACUGCCCAUCGUGGACAAGGGCCCCGUGGAGCUGCUGGAGGAGUUCGUGUUCCAGGUGCCCAAAGAGCGCGGCGCACAGCCCAAGAGAUUGAAUUCACUUCAGGAGCUCCAGCUUCUUGAAAUCAUGUGCAAUUAUUUCCAGGAGCAAACCAAGGACUCCGUCCGGCAGAUUAUUUUCUCAUCCCUUUUCAGCCCCCAAGGGAACAAAGCCGAUGACAGCCGGAUAAGCUUGUUGGGAAAGCUGGUCUCCAUGGCAGUGGCUGUGUGUCGAAUCCCAGUGUUGGAGUGCGCAGCCUCCUGGCUCCAGCGGACGCCUGCAGUCUACUGCGUACGGUUAGCCAGGGCCCUCGUGGACGACUACUGCUGUCUGGUGCCGGGAUCCGUUCAGACGCUGAAGCAGAUAUUCAGUGCCAGCCCUCGCUUCUGCUGCCAGUUCAUCACUUCCGUCACUGUGCUGUAUGACCUGUCGUCAGACGACCUCAUCCCACCGUUGGACUUGCUUGAGAUGAUUGUCAGCUGGAUUUCUGAGGACCCGAGGCUGAUUCUCAUCACUUUUUUAAAUGCUCCAAUCGCAGCCAACCUCCCACUAGGAUUUUUAGAGCUCACUCCGCUCAGGGGAUUGAUCUGCUGGUGUGUGAAGGCGCCUCUGGCGUAUAAAAGGAAGAAGAAGCCCCCCUUAUCCAACGGCCACGUCACUGCCAAAGUCACCAAGGACUCGGGGGGGGUGGACAGAGAUGCCCACCUCUUGUACUCAAAGCUCCACCUCAGCGUCCUGCAGGUCCUCAUGAUGCUGCAGGUGCACUUGACCGAGAAGAACCUGUACGGCCGCCUGGGGCUCAUCCUGUUUGAGCACAUGGUCCCGCUGGUGGAGGAGAUCAACAGCUUGGUGAAUGAGCUGAACCCCCUCAAUGCCUCCCAGGAGACCGAGCUCUCCCUGGACCGGCUGGCACAGGCUCUGCAGGUGGCCAUGGCCUCCGGAGCCCUGCUGUGCACGAGAGAUGACCUGAGAACCUUGUGCUCCAGGCUGCCCCAUAAUAACCUGCUCCAGCUGGUGAUCUCGGGCCCCGUGCAGCAGGCGCCCCACGCAGCGCUCCCUCCUGGCUUCUACCCUCACAUCCACACGCCCCCGCUGGGCUACGGGGCUGUGCCAGCCCACCCGGCUGCCCACCCCGCCCUGCCCACGCACCCUGGGCACACCUUCAUCUCAGGCAUGACCUUCCCGUUCAGGCCCAUCCGCUAGGCCGGCCCCCGCGAACCAUCGAGCGGCACCGUGCCUUCUGCGCAUGGUUGGAGGAAGCCUUUCCGGGAAAGGGCAGCCGACCCGUAGGAGAGGCCUCGGGGGGGCAGCUGGGCGGCCCGUCUUCGCUGCAGAACUGCAGAACCACAGAACCAGGUCGGUGCCGAAGUUCUGCGACGUCACUGUCCAGGGGCCUCCUACCUGUCACACUCGUAAAAGUCCAGAUGGGAUCGAUGAAAUGAAAUGUCCAGCCCCCUGUGGAGCGAUGCGGGCAUCUUUAAAAGCUGCCAGGGCUGUGAGCCUGUGGCUGGGGUGUCAUUGCAGACACACGCCCUGAGCCUGUGCUGUCGGAGCACGGAUGGAGGAGCAGCAUUUGUGAGUCCGUCUGUCUGGCUUCCCUCCUUGUGGACGGGCUGUGUCCCCGCCAGGAACACAGGCACUCCUGCAGCUCUGGGAGCGCAAGGCUGAACCGCUGGCAUCGCAAGCUCGCACCCAGCACUUGGUACCCGUCAGGGAAACCUGUGAGCAUGGCCCCCAUUACCAGGGGAAUGAACUUCUCUGUUUUAUUGGGGUCUCUAAAUUUUCCUUUCGUAUGUUCGAAUAAAAUUUUUUCUAAACAAUU